AUGGCAAGCCCAACUGGCUACUCCAUAAACGUUAAUGAUCCCAGCUUGAUCUCGCUGGUCAACAAGCUGCAGGAUGUCUUCUCUACCGUCGGAGUGCACAACCCCAUCGACCUGCCACAGAUCGCUGUCGUCGGAUCGCAGUCCAGCGGAAAGAGUUCAGUACUAGAGAAUAUCGUCGGCCGGGAUUUCCUUCCUCGUGGUUCGGGCAUUGUGACCCGGAGACCCCUUAUUCUGCAACUCAUCAACAAGCCCGCGAGCUCGCAAACGAAUGGUGAAAAGAAGCUGGAGACAUCGGACAGCGAGGCCAAUGUCGACGAAUACGGUGAAUUCCUCCACCUGCCCGGCGAGAAGUUCUUCGACUUCAACAAGAUCCGCGAUGAGAUUGUGCGUGAAACAGAGACCAAGGUCGGCAAGAACGCCGGUAUCUCGCCCAUUCCGAUCAACCUGCGCAUCUACUCCCCCAACGUCCUCACCCUGACCCUCGUCGAUCUGCCCGGUUUGACCAAAGUGCCUGUUGGAGACCAGCCCAAGGACAUUGAGCGCCAGAUUAAGGAUAUGGUGCUCAAGUACAUCAGCAAGCCCAACGCUAUUAUCUUGGCCGUGACCGCGGCCAACCAGGACCUGGCCAACUCCGAUGGUCUUAAGCUGGCUCGUGAGGUAGACCCGGAGGGACAACGCACCAUUGGUGUGUUGAGUAAGGUCGAUCUGAUGGACGAGGGCACCGACGUUGUGGAUAUUCUCGCUGGACGGAUUAUCCCUCUGCGCCUGGGAUAUGUUCCCGUCGUCAACCGUGGCCAGCGUGACAUUGAGAAUAAAAAACCCAUUGCCUACGCUCUGGAGAACGAGAAGAAUUUCUUCGAGAACCACAAGGCGUACCGGAAUAAGGCCUCUUAUUGUGGUACACCAUACCUGGCGCGGAAAUUGAACUUGAUCCUGAUGAUGCACAUUAAGCAAACCCUCCCCGACAUCAAGGCUCGAAUUUCCUCCUCCCUCCAGAAGUACACCUCCGAGCUGUCACAGCUUGGCGAUUCGAUGCUCGGCAACAGCGCAAACAUUAUCCUCAACAUCAUCACCGAGUUCAGCAACGAGUACCGCACUGUCUUGGAAGGAAAUAACCAGGAGCUGUCUAGCAUCGAGUUGUCCGGUGGUGCUCGUAUCAGCUUUGUGUUCCACGAGCUGUACUCCAACGGUGUCAAGGCUGUGGAUCCCUUCGACAUGGUCAAGGACAUCGACAUUCGCACCAUUCUGUACAACUCCUCAGGAUCUUCUCCCGCCCUGUUCGUUGGAACCACUGCGUUCGAGUUGAUCGUGAAGCAGCAGAUCAAGCGCCUGGAGGACCCAAGCACUAAGUGUAUCUCGCUUGUCUACGAUGAGCUGGUGCGCAUCUUGGGCCAGCUUCUGAACAAGUCGCUGUUCCGCCGUUACCCUAUGCUGAAGGAGAAGUUCCACGCUGUGGUGAUUGCUUUCUUCAAGAAGUGCAUGGACCCUACCAACAAACUGGUCAAGGAUCUGAUCAACAUGGAAGCCACUUAUAUCAACACUGGUCACCCUGACUUCCUCAACGGUCACCGAGCUAUGACUAUUGUGAACGAGCGCCAGGCUGCCGCCAAGCCCACACAGGUCGACCCGAAGACCGGCAAGCCUCUGCCACCCCGCGCACAGAGCCCGUCCUUGGACACUACUGGCGAGGCUAACACUGGUGGUGGAUUCUUCGGCAGUUUCUGGGCUUCGAAGAACAAGAAGAAGAUGGCUGCCAUGGAAGCUCCCCCGCCUACCCUGAAGGCCUCUGCUAGCUUGUCUGAGAGGGAAGCCACCGAGGUUGAGGUUAUCAAGCUGCUCAUCACCUCCUACUUCAACAUCGUGAAGCGUACAAUGAUCGACAUGGUCCCUAAGGCCGUCAUGUACACCUUGGUGCAAUUCACCAAGGAUGAGAUGCAGCGCGAGCUGCUGGAGAACAUGUACCGUAACAACGAGCUGGAUGACCUGCUCAAGGAGAGCGACUACACCAUCCGCCGGCGGAAGGAAUGCCAGCAAAUGGUGGAGAGCCUGGGCCGUGCCAGCGAGAUCGUCAGCCAGGUGCAGUAA
Penicillium argentinense is the source of this 2085-nucleotide messenger RNA. RefSeq names its product dynamin-like GTPase vpsA. Gene Ontology annotation, molecular function: microtubule binding; GTPase activity; GTP binding. Gene Ontology annotation, biological process: peroxisome organization. The transcript is spliced from 8 exons. NCBI's taxonomy places the organism in Eukaryota, Fungi, Ascomycota, Eurotiomycetes, Eurotiales, Aspergillaceae. Bases 1 to 2085 code for a protein of 694 amino acids. The record is from RefSeq and is a predicted model, not a curated record. Gene Ontology annotation, cellular component: cytoplasm; membrane; microtubule.